Frieseomelitta varia is the source of this 2744-nucleotide messenger RNA. RefSeq names its product ubiquitin carboxyl-terminal hydrolase MINDY-3 homolog. The transcript has 5 exons. Lineage: Eukaryota; Metazoa; Arthropoda; Insecta; Hymenoptera; Apidae. The record is from RefSeq and is a predicted model, not a curated record. The coding region runs from base 220 to 1629 and encodes 469 amino acids. Gene Ontology annotation, molecular function: calcium ion binding; cysteine-type deubiquitinase activity; K48-linked deubiquitinase activity. Gene Ontology annotation, biological process: protein K48-linked deubiquitination.
CUUAUCUCGUGUAUUUAUUAACUAUGCAAUGUCUAAAAUGGCGAAGUACUGGGUGAUUGUUUCUCCUCUAUUAUAGGUUAUACGAUAUAAUUGUAAUCGUUGCAAAUAGUAACAGAGUUCUAUUUGGCAGGGUUAUAAAAGAAUAUUAUGAUUACGUCGAAAUAAUUCACGUUAACAUCGAUUAAUGCUCUAAUAAUAAUAAUAAAAAAAACGUGGAUAAUGGCUGAAAAUGUUGUUCACUGUGAUGACGAAUUUGUACAUUCCAUCAAAACAUUACUUUGGGGUAAUACUAUUAAAAAAGAUGUAUUUAAACGAUGGGCUCAAGGAUUUUACUUCAGCCCUGAUGAGCCAACAGCAUUGAUACAAACAGAAGGUGGUCCUUGUGCAGUAAUAGCUCCUGUCCAAGCUUUCAUUUUGAAAGAGUUACUUUCUGAGACUGAUGUUUCAACAUGGAAAAAUAUUAAUUUGGAUACGUGUUACCAACUCCUCGUACGAGCUUCUAUAGAGAUUUUGAAGCAAGCAGCUGGAGAGAAAGUUCCAAAGUUUUGUAUUGUAUUUAUGGAUUGUAAAUUUUCGAAUGAGGAUAAUGGAAGAAAAGCCAAGUGGGUAGAGAAAAUACCAGAGGUUGAAAAUCGUGAAGAAGAAAUAAGUGUGGCAAAUAACGAAAAUCAGGAAACAAAUAAAAAGAUAUUAUUGAUGGAAAUGAAUGAAGAAUGCAGAACCAUAGAUUCUGAUCUUUUUCAUUCUCAAUUGAGGUUAUUUACAACAAAUACCUCUGAACAUGUGGAAGAAUUUUUUUCAGAAAGGUUAGAGAUGUUAAAAGAUAGAUAUGGAAUCUUAUUGCUUCUUUAUAGUGUAAUUGUUACAAAGGGUGUUACUGAAAUUCGUUCAGAAAUGUCAGAUCCCACAGAAUCAAUGAUUGAUUCAACAUAUGGUUAUGGAAAUCAGAGUCUUAUAAAUUUGAUGCUCACUGGAAGAGCAGUCAGCCAUGUGUGGGAUCAUGAUCAAGAUGUUGGAGGAUUGAAAUUGCGUGGGAUAGAUAAACAAAAUCCUAUCGGAUUUCUUGCUCUUCUUGAACAUCUAUGUUACUGUGAAGUAGGAACUUUCUUAAAAUCUCCCUCGUAUCCUAUUUGGGUAUUGGGUUCGGAAACUCAUUUGACUGUGCUAUUUUCUACUGAAAAAAGACUUGUGAGUCCUGAAACACCUGCAGAUCAAGCGAAAAGAGUUUUUAGAAAAUUUGAUCCUGAAGGAAAUGAUUUUAUUCCUGCCAAUUUAUUACAAGAUGUUCUUGCUGAACUUGGACUUGUUACAGAUACAAAUUGUGUCAAUAUAGUGAAGAAAAAAUUGGACACUGAAAAUUUGGGAAUUAUUCUACGUACUAACUUCAUGGACGAAUUUUUUCCUGAAGAACCACGAACAUGUCCGGAUACAUUUCCAUUGUACCAUUACAAUGGUCUCCAACAUAGUAAUCCAGAAAAUAAAGUUAUUUAUCACAAAGGUCAAGCAGUGUUGUUGGAGUGCACUAUUAAGGGUAUUAUGGAAAGUAAUCCUAUGUUAACAGUACUUCAAACAAAAUGGCCCAGAAUUGAGAUUCAAUGGGAUAUUGGCCAAAAUCCGAGCCUGAACUAAUAAAUUCUACUGACACUUUAUUUUCAGUUAUAUCAUUGAAGUUGUUGUACAAGAAAAUAAGUAACAAAAUCAUUAAAUAGUUUGAGGAGUACUUAAAUUUAACAAAAGACAUUUUUAUGUUUAUGAGAAUAUUAAACAAAAAUCUUUAGAGGAAGAAUUAAAUUUAAAUAAAGAAAAUUUUUCUGAAUACAUGUUAUGUUAAAUUAUAAUAAUUCAAUAAUUUUACUAAUUAUUUAUGUUAGAAAUCAAAUUUUUUCAUUUUUUUAGAAAUGAUGUGAGAUUUAAGUAUAUUUUAAAUUGGUUUAGAAAUAAUUAUUCAACAUAUUACUAAAAAUUUCAAGAACAGGCAUGUAAUUAUUUGAUGUUGAAAUUAAAAAAACUAAAACGAAUUUAUUAAUAAAUAAAAAGAAGAGGAUGUGCAAAUGAUAAGAAGAAACAAUAACAAUUGCACGUGAAAUGUAACAGAGAAAAUAAUAAUAAUGUAGUAAGAAAAAAUGUGAAUAUUCAGAUAAAAAGUAUAACAAAAAGUAGUGUAAAAAAAGAACAAUUCAAAAAAUAAUGUACAAAUCUAUGUAAAUCGUAUCCAUGGCUAAAUGUAUAGUUAGAUCAAAGUUAUAAUCUAGUCAUUGUAUCGACAUUCUAAUAAUAUUUUGAUUUUUUUGUCGUUCUUUUUCUUACAUUUAAUAAGGGAAACAUGUAAUACUUGUGUUGUCAUUUUCUCUCAAAUUUUGCUAAAAAUCAGAUAUAAUAACAUUCUAAACAGAUGGGGCACACUGUACAGAAUGAAAUGAAAAGAACAUAUUGGAAUUUCUACAUUCUAUACAGGUAUUUAUAAAUAUGGUUGAGACCAUAGAUGAAUGACGUUAACGAAAAAACAAAUCAAGUUACAUUUCAGAAUUUAAAUUUAACUCUAUAAUAUGAUUUGUUUUUUAUAGAUACAUUUUUAUGAUUAUAUGUUAACACAGACAUUAAUCUAUAUUAUAUUAUAACUAUUAUUAUAUUUAUUGUAAUUAAAAUAAUUGAAGUGAACUAAUUUUUUUUUUUAAACUGAUAUAUUCCGUAUAUAUAGGAUAUUCCGAACACAAGCGAAUAAUAAUAUUAAAAAUAAAAGAAUA